UUCUUAAAUUGUGAUCUUUGUAAAAAUAUAAAAUCAAAUUAUUAAAAAUAAGAAAAAAAAAUCCCUUUGGUGUUGCCGUCCCAAAAAAGGCCCCCUAAAAUGAUCGUUUACUUGAUAUUUUCUUCGCCUUCUGUUGUGAUUUCUCUCCCCAAAGUUUAAAAUCUCGGUAGAAAAAGCAAGUCGUUUUUAGUGCGCAAGUAUAAUUUUAGUAAAUAUAUUUCCAUUGCUUCAAAGCAAAAGAAAAGACCAAAAAAAAAAAAAAUGUUCGCGGCUGCUCCACCUCCUGCUGCUGGUGUUGAUGUUUCUUCUUCUUCUUCACUUUAUUCUGUAUGUGAAUCGAAGGAAGAAGCAGUGAAAGAAGGACAGAAUCAAGAACAACAAAAGCAAGAAGGAAUUAAAGAGUGCAUACACAAGACUAAGGCAAUUGAGUUCUUAGGUCGUACUACGCCUAUUAUUCUCCAAAACGACAAUGGACCUUGCCCUCUCCUCGCCAUCUGUAAUGUUCUCCUUUUACGGAACAAUUUGAACCUGAGUCCUGAUAUAACUGAAGUUUCACAGGAGAAAUUACUUUCACUGGUAGCCGAACACCUCAUUGAUUCCAACAGUAAUAUCAAUAAUAAAGAUGCAGGAUAUGUCGAAAAUCAACAGCAGAAUAUUGCCGAUGCAAUUGAUUUACUUCCCCGCCUUGCCACAGGGAUUGAUGUAAAUAUUAAAUUCAGGAGAAUAGAUGAUUUUGAGUUCACUCCCGAGUGUGCUAUAUUUGAUCUGGUUGAUAUUCCCCUCUAUCAUGGUUGGAUAGUUGAUCCCCAGGACUAUGAAACUGCUACUGCCAUUGGGUCAAAAUCGUACAAUGCAAUUAUGGGGGAGCUUGUUGCACUAGAAACACGAAAUAUGGAGGUUUCACAUAAAAAUAAUUCUGAAGAUUGUGUGGAUUUUGCUGCUGCAACAGCUGCCACACUAGGAGUUCCCUCUCCUAGCCUGUCAAAAACCAGAUCUUUUGAUGAUUCUCCUUGUUCUGCUUCCGAUCACCAAAUAUUAAGAAAAGGGGAUCUUGAGGAGGAAGCAGAGCUAUUGAGAGCCUUGAAAUUAUCAGAGGCUGAAUUGCCAACCUCUGUUGGUGAUUCUGGCAGUUUAGAUGAAAGAUCAUUUUCAAAGAACCUUGUUUCUGUAGAUACACAAGAAGGGGACAAAUGUGUUGGAAAUCAGAACUUGCAUUGGCACGAACCUUCCUUUUCUGAUAAUUGCACUUCCUUGAGCAAUUAUAGUGUUAGUAAGACAUAUUUUGAGACCCUUACAAGAGAAGAGUUCCCAAAGACUGAUGGAAUUAAUCAGGAUCAAUCAUCUUAUAUUAAAUCUGGAGAAAUUACCCUUUCUAAUGAUGUGGUUGAGAAGAGUAAUGUUGAGACAAUGGUCAUUAAGGGGAGUAAUGCCGAUGAAUUGCUCCAGAUUGAAGGUGCAGUUGCCAUUUCUCUGGCAAAGGAUAAUGCAUCUAUUGAUGGAAACAACACUGAAAUUUCACAAUGGGGUGAAGAUAUCGAGAUUCAAUCCACUUCUGCAACUGGUGCUCAUGACAUUCUGGAUAAUGUGAAUAGGUGUGACUCGAUAGAAGUAUCAUCUGUGUCUUUACAAAAUGUGGGUUCAGAUUCAUCUAGUGGCAGAAUACAUCAUGCAGAUGUGCUAGAAGCUUUUACUUCUAGUCUUGAUGAAAGUGAGCCUAUAUAUGAAGGAGAAGAAUGUAUAUUAGAUUUAGUAACAACAUAUGAGGACCGAGAACCUAUAUAUGAAGGUGAAGUUAUUCUUGCAAAACAAGCUGAAAAAAGUGCUUUAGAGGGCUACAAUGUGACGUCUAAAGAUGAAAUUACUCCUCAACAAGGGGAACUGAUUGGAAACUUCUUGAAGAACAAUGCCAAUCAAUUGACCUUUAAUGGGCUUUUUUGCUUACGAGAUGGUCUUAAGGAACGUGAGCUUUGUGUUUUUUUUCGUAAUAAUCAUUUCAGUACCAUGUUUAAGUAUGACCGUGAACUCUAUCUUUUAGCUACUGACCAAGGCUAUCUAAAUCAACCCGAUUUGGUUUGGGAGAAACUAACUGAGGUCAAUGGAGACACACUUUUUAUGACUGGCAACUUCAAGGAAUUCAAGGUUGAUAGUCAUGCCACUGGUACUUGGGAUGAACAAAAUGUUAUGGCUAGUACUGCUGAUUACAUUGCUAGCAUUGAUACUGCAGCUCAAGCUGGAUUGGACAUAACCUCGGAUUUACAGCUCGCAAUAGCUUUACAGCAACAAGAGUUUGAACAACAGCCACAGCGGCAGAAUAUGCAGAAGCCACUUGUUGGUGCUUCAAGAUUAGUAACAGGUCCCCAGGUGCCGCGAAACAGUGGAAGGAGCUCUUCAUCUUCAUCGUCAAAGCAGCAAGAUGCAAAAUCAAAAGAAAAGUGUAUCGUGUUGUGAGUUUCGCGAUAAUGCAUUUGGGAAGUCUCUGUACUGUAAAUGUAUUCUGGACACUAAUAAAAACCCUGAUUAACCUUACAUGUAA
This is a messenger RNA of Durio zibethinus, 2533 nucleotides long. RefSeq lists its product as uncharacterized. Lineage: Eukaryota; Viridiplantae; Streptophyta; Magnoliopsida; Malvales; Malvaceae. Gene Ontology annotation, cellular component: cytosol; cell periphery. The record is from RefSeq and is a predicted model, not a curated record. Gene Ontology annotation, biological process: protein K48-linked deubiquitination. Gene Ontology annotation, molecular function: cysteine-type deubiquitinase activity; K48-linked deubiquitinase activity; cysteine-type carboxypeptidase activity.